Bursaphelenchus xylophilus (pine wood nematode) is the source of this 698-nucleotide messenger RNA. Lineage: Eukaryota; Metazoa; Nematoda; Chromadorea; Rhabditida; Aphelenchoididae. The record is from the annotation of a GenBank genome assembly.
AUGAACGUCCUUCGCUUUGCAUUGUUGCUAGUUUUGGCUCUUCUGGGAUUGGCCUCGGCUCAAAAUCUGGGAUCUUCCGACGAGAAAUUGUAGGUUUUUCGCUUUUAUAUACCGUGGAACAUCUGUGCAACGAACCUCUGUACACAAAAACCUCUCUAUAACAAACAAUUUCAGCGGCCUCAAGAGUCAACUUUAGGCCGAAAUAAACCUUAUAACGAAAUCCUUCUAUAACGAAUAUUUUUGACGCCCAUGGCUAUGUCCCUGGGCCCUUACGAUUCGCUGUGUACAGGUUCGGCCGUAAUUUUUACUUUGUAAUGACCAAUAACGUUAGGAUCUACGUAUACCCUGAUCAAUCAAAUCGAUAUAUUUUUUAACCUUCAGAAUCCGUCAACGCCGCGGUUACCGCAAUCGUCGUGAUACCACAGUAAAAAUUGUCGCCCAACCUCCUCUUCUUCUGAACAGUUCAAAUACUUUGCCGGUUUUUAAGAAGAUAGAGUAAGACAGAGGUUUCGAGAUACGCUUGAAAACAAUAAAUAAAGUUUUUAAUGAGGCUCGGACAAUUUUUAUUCAUAGAGGAAAUGCUCCAAGAGCAACGCUCAUAUUUUGAUGAAAAUUGUCUCAAAUUUAGAACUUUUCGGGUGCUAUGGAUCGCGUCGGUUCGUCGUUGCAUGCAUGGAGGAGGACGGGAGAAGGCUUAG